AUGAUGUACACGUGUGUGUGUGUGUGGGGGGGGGGGGGCGUGUCAGUGAGAGAUGCAGGGAUGCAGCAGCGGUGCAAGACAUGGGGAAGAGGCGCCCCUCAACCCUUCACCUUGCCCUCCCCAGUUCAAGUUUUGCGCCAGUUAGUUCUACUUCCCUCCUCUCUCUCUCUCUCUCUCUCUCGUCACAGCGUUCGAUCCCCACUAGAAAAGCACGCACACGCAUACCUGCACACAGGAGACAACAUUGCGUCCGCCGUAACCGACACCAUGGAGGCAUCACGCUACAUCCACACAUAUCGCAUUUUCGUGAGCGGCCGUGUGCAGGGUGUCUUCUACCGCAAGUACACAGCGCUGAAAGCAGCGGAGCUAGGCGUGACAGGCUUUGUGCGCAACUUGCCAGACGGCCGGGUCGAGAUCCUGGCGGAGGGAACGAAGACCCAGGUCGGCGCGCUAGAGGCGUGGUGCCACAGAGGGUCACCAGAGGCGCAGGUGACCGCCGUGGACGUGGAGGAUUGCACACAGCUUGCACCUCAGAGCGAUGGCACGGGGGUGACGGCUACGCCGCCUCUGGAUCGCAAGAUGAGCAACUUCGUGGUGAGCCGCUAG
This is a messenger RNA of Leishmania braziliensis MHOM/BR/75/M2904, 606 nucleotides long. RefSeq names its product putative acylphosphatase. Lineage: Eukaryota; Euglenozoa; Kinetoplastea; Trypanosomatida; Trypanosomatidae. Gene Ontology annotation, molecular function: acylphosphatase activity. The transcript has a single exon. The record is from RefSeq and is a predicted model, not a curated record. Bases 1 to 606 code for a protein of 201 amino acids.